AUGGGUAGCCCACAGGAAGCCGAGGCUAAUGUACCGCCUGCCUACAUUAACGGCGCUCCGAAUUUUCAAGGAGGCCAACCACCUCUGGGGGUUACCACGUACUCCCAACCGCCUCCGAGCGUUACCUCGAACACGACUGGCUCCUCGCCCCAGCCAACCAUGUCGCAAAUCUCACAGGGCACACCUGUUGUCCCGGUGGGAGCCCAACCACAAUACUUCCAACCACAGAACGUCGGGACAGUCGGGAGCAUGCAGCAGUUGCAGAAUCCGCAACAGCCCCAGCAUCCCCAGCCGAACAACUUUGGCGUGAUGAUGGCGCCCUCGCCGACGUUCCAGCCUGGGACUGUCAACGGGCAGCAGCAGCAGCAGAUGCAGCAGAUUCAGCAGCAGUCGCCGGUGUAUGGUGGACAGCCCCAGUCGCCUCCUGCUACGAGCUACAGUGCGUCUGGACAGCCACCGUUACAGGUUGUGUCGCCCUUGCAUGUCCUCGGACCUGGCCCUGGUGCUGUUCAGUGCCCCAGUUGUGGUUCCCGAGGGAUUACGAAUAUUACGUUGGAGAAUGGGAGUACCACUCAGUGA
Messenger RNA from Coprinopsis cinerea okayama7#130, 579 nucleotides. RefSeq lists its product as hypothetical. The transcript has 2 exons. The coding region runs from base 1 to 579 and encodes 192 amino acids. The record is from RefSeq and is a predicted model, not a curated record. NCBI's taxonomy places the organism in Eukaryota, Fungi, Basidiomycota, Agaricomycetes, Agaricales, Psathyrellaceae.